AUGAAAUUACCUCGGAAAAAAGAGGAGGCGAUUGCUAACAGGAAGCUCCUCAAGCCUCAGGUGGAAAGACGUCGAAGGGAGAGAAUGAACCAAAGCCUGGAGAGUCUAAAGAGCCUUUUGUUCAGAAGGAAUCAACCACAGGUAAAUGGGAGACAGAGGAGAGUGGAGAAAGCUGAGAUUCUGGAGCACACAGUGGUCUUUCUGCAAAGCAAUGCUCAAUUGCACAGGAAGAAAGCUGUACUAGGUGGAGGCCGACAGCACACCUUCCAGGACGGCUUCUCCGCCUGUCUACAGAGAGCAGCCCAGUUUCUGGGACCUGCAAGGGAAGAACAGCAUUUAGGGGUAGCACUGGAUGCCUCUUUUGCUGCUAAUUUUGCUGCUUCAUCAGCUGACCGAGAGGUUUUAGCCGGUAACGUCAAUAUUCUGCCUUACACCAAGUCCCAUGCAUCCGUUCAGCAGAAAAUAGUUCAAAGGUGGAAGCAGAGACCUCAUGGUCAUGCGUUUAGAAUGAACAUGUCUGCUUCUUCCCAACGGGCUCCUCUCCAUCCCGAGUAUCUUAGACCUGGACAACAAAUCCUAAGACCAAAUCACCAGCAGACCCGAAUGAGAUCAGAGAACCUGCAGAACCAAUCAGUCAGCCAAGCUUUGUGGAGACCUUGGCCCUGA
Molecule: messenger RNA, 666 nt
Organism: Lampris incognitus (smalleye Pacific opah)
Lineage: Eukaryota; Metazoa; Chordata; Actinopteri; Lampriformes; Lampridae
Product: transcription factor HES-2-like
Exons: 3
Coding region: 1-666 (221 amino acids)
Biological process (GO): regulation of transcription by RNA polymerase II; regulation of neurogenesis; anterior/posterior pattern specification
Cellular component (GO): nucleus
Molecular function (GO): RNA polymerase II cis-regulatory region sequence-specific DNA binding; protein dimerization activity; DNA-binding transcription factor activity, RNA polymerase II-specific
Source: RefSeq, a predicted model, not a curated record